GGGCCAUAUUGGAAUGAGGUCGUGAACGACUAAACGAAGGCGGAAAAAAAGAGACACGGCGUCUAUUAAAGGAAAAAAAACUCCUAAGGAGACGCUGUGAGAUCCGGUUACAAAAUGAACCAAGAUGCACUGGAGUCCGACGCGGACCCUGGUCAGGACAUGACUGAGUUUAACUGGGACGAUCAUUUGGAGGAGACGGGCGCGCUGUCCGUACCUCACCAUGCCUUUAAACAUAUGGAUCAAGGCCUGCAGACCGGACUUACUCCGGGUAUGAAGCUGGAGGUUCCAGUGCGCGGAGAACCCGACGGCGCAUAUUGGGUGGCCACCAUCAUCACCACGUGCGGCCAGCUGCUCCUGUUACGCUAUGAAGGCUACCACGAUGACCGGCGCGCUGAUUUCUGGUGUGACGUCAUGGCCGCCGACCUGCACCCUAUUGGCUGGAGCAGGCAGCAGGGGAGACCCAUGAGACCUCCUGAGGGCGUUCGAGAGAAGCAUCAGGACUGGGAGUCGCUGCUGGAGAAAUCUCUGUCCGAAUCCGGCAGUGCACCGGCCAACCUGCUGGAAGGGGCCCAGCGUGGCUGUAACCCUGUAGACCUGCUGAGUCCAGGUCUCAGCGUGGAGCUGGUGGAUAAGGAGGAUGCCGAAGCGGUCUGGGGCGCAGUGAUCGAGGAUAACGUGGGGGGUCGCCUCCGUCUCCGCUACUCUGGCACAGACGGACUCUCAGACACACACUCCGUCAUCUGGAUUUUCUACCUGAACCCAUUGCUUCACCUUCCUGGCUGGGCCAAAGAGCACGGCUGCACCCUCAGACCUCCAUCAGUUUUGCUUCCGUUGCGCACUAAGGAGGAAUGGGACGAAGUGAGACAGGCCAUCACUGAUCAGCCACAGGAUUCGAGUAUUAGUGAGGAGUUCUAUAAGGAUCGUCCAGCCAUUAGUCCACACUGCUUUUCUGAAGGAAUGAAGCUGGAGGCUGUUGAUUCUGUUGCACCUUUCACCAUCAGCCCUGCUUCUGUUGUCAAGGUGUUCAAUGAUCAGUUCUUCCUGGUGCGGAUGGAUGAUAUGAGAGAGGAAGCCGAGAGAAAAGGAGGAAGCAGGUUGUUUGUGUGUCACAGGGACAGUCCUGGAAUUUUUCCUGCUCAGUGGAGCUUCAAGAAUGGAGUGAAGCUCAGUCCACCGCUAGGGUACCAAGGGCAGGACUUUGACUGGGCUGACUAUCUGAAACAGUGCGAGGCGGAGCCAGCCCCGCAACACUGCUUCCCCUCUGACCCCUCUGAUCAGUGCUUUAAGGAGUCCAUGAUGCUGGAGGCUGUUCAUCCUGUUUGUCCUCAAAACAUUCAUGUGGCUACGGUCACCAAGGUCAAAGGUCAACAUAUCUGGAUCAGACUAGAAGGAGUGAAGCAACCGGUUCCGGAGAUCAUAACUCACAUGGACUCCAUGGACAUCUUCCCUGUUAGCUGGUGUGAAACCAACGGCUACCCUCUUCAGUACCCCCGCAAACCCAAAGUCGAAAUGCAGAAGAAAAUCGCCGUCGUCCAACCGGAGAGACACAGAGUGCCAGCUAAAGACUCCUCCCCUGAUGCCCUCAAACAGCCUCUGAACAGCCAGACAGAGAUGACAGGUCAGACCAAUGGAAAGUACAGCUGUCCCAAGAUCUACUUCAACCACAGGUGUUUCUCCGGGCCGUACCUCAAUAAGGGCCGCAUCGCCGAGCUGCCGCAGUGUGUCGGUCCGGGCAACUGUGUCCUGGUGCUCAAGGAGGUGCUGUCCCUGUUGAUAAACUCAGCCUACAAGCCCAGUCGUGUGCUCCGAGAACUCCAGUUGGACCAGGAGGGACGCUGGCAGGGACACGGAGAGAUUCUUAAAGCCAAGUACAAAGGCAAGAGCUACAGGGCGACAGUGGAGAUCGCUCGUACCGCGGACCGUGUGGCUGAGUUUUGCAGAAGAACCUGCAUAAAGCUGGAGUGCUGUCCUAAUCUAUUCGGGCCUCGCAUGGUGCUGGAGCGCUGCUCAGAGAACUGCUCUGUGCUCACCAAAACCAAAUACACAUAUUACUAUGGAAAGAAGAAGAGUCGACGUGUAGGUCGUCCACCGGGAGGCCACACCAACAUGGACGCCGGUGUGAAGAGACGAGGGAGGAGGAAGAAGAGGAGGAAGCAGCUGUUCGUGCACAAGAAGAGACGCUCAUCCGCCUCCGUGGACAACACGCCCGCAGGGUCUCCUCAGGGAAGCGCUGACGAGGAAGACUUGGAUGAAGACGACUCGCUGAGCGACGACAGCGGCUCCGAGCAGGACGAAUUGAUGGAAGAUUCGGAAUACUCAGAAAAGAAAUCGCAGCCCCCGACACCCUCCCCCUCUCCUCCUGAAACGCCACGGCCCACCCGGCGACGCCGCAAAGCCCGCUCUCCUUCAUACUCAGACGAUGAAAACCGACCUCCAUCACCCAAAAGUCCCUUCCCUGAGACUCCUCAGAAGCUGUGCUUGGACAGCAGUCCUCUGGAGUGGAGCGUUACAGAUGUGGUGCGCUUCAUCAGGACCACCGACUGUGCUCCACUCGCACGCAUCUUCAUGGAUCAGGAGAUUGACGGCCAGGCACUGCUGCUGCUAAACCUGCCCACUGUGCAGGAGUGCAUGGACCUGAAACUCGGUCCGGCCAUUAAGCUGUGCCACCACAUCGAGAGGGUCAAACUGGCAUUUUACCAGCAGUUUGCCAGCUGAGAGUAGCAGGAAGAGACUGCAGGGGGAGCAUAUCUUUUCUUUCCGUGUGGGUGUGUGCGUGUGUGUGUGUGUGUGUGUGUGUGUAUGUGUGUGUGCUUUAGUAGGGCCCAAGCACUAUGUCGUCAUAGCCAUUGUCAUAAUCACACUGAAAGUGCUAAAGUGUGUGUAGGGCCCUCUUGUUUUCCUAAGGAUUAAUAUUUUGGGAGGCGAUCUGCUUUCAACGGAUUUUGAUAUACUCCUUCUAAACAAUCCCAGUACAUUAAGCAUGCAAAAUUGCAAAGGGAUUUUUAAUAUCUCAAAGGUGUUCAGCCAUCACAAUGCUCAUGCCGAAAAGUGGCUAAUAACCUUUUAAGUGACAUCAUAGUGUGAUGCUUUUUUUCCGGCAUCCAGGGCUUUUAUAAGUCUUAACAUAACAUAUUCUCCCUAUUCUAAAAUUAUGUCAGAAUGCUAUUGGCAUGUCCCCUUUAAAUGCAUGUGUCCACUUUACCCACUGUCUUUCUGGUGCACCUGAGUGGCAAUGGCACAGGUGCUUGGGCCCGAUCAUCGUUGCUUGCAACUAUAUUUUUAAAUUUUGUUCUAGAUAGAAAUAAGCUACUGAAGAAAUCGGUGUGUGAGAACUCGGUGGUGUUUGUCACGAAGCUCUGCUCAGACUGAGCCUGCAUUCUAGGUGAUUUUACCCUAUUUAUUAGAAUCAAUAAUGGCGGAUAAGGUAGAGUUUACCUUAAGGCUCAAGCAAGCUGGUCGUUUCUGAAACCUUUAAUAAUCGUAGAGCGGAUGACAAUGCAAGAAUCUUAAGCACAAAGACCAAUUGCCCGUGUAUAGUAAGUGGUAUGCAAAUGUGUACAUAGUAGUUUGUCUGUAUAUAAGUGUAAAUAUCAGAUAUUCCCUUUAGUGGGAUUUAACGUCCCAAUUUUUUUUCUUUUUUUUUUAACAAAGCUUAAGAAUUACACUGUCAGUAACAUAAACAUUUAUUUUCAGGCCUGGUAUUUGGUUUUACAGUGGGAUUUUUUUAUGAAUAAUAAAACUCCUGAUUUUUUCCCUCAAAUUUGACGCUUAUGUUCAAGUAGAGACGUGUUGCUGCAUAAAAAAAAAUACAUUUAAUGUACUAUAGCAAUGUUAAUGUGAUUAAUGUCGUGGUUAGUAUUCAAGCACACGAAGGAUUCAGGUUACUGUAUAAAAAUUGGGGAUGAUCUUUCCCGAUUCUAAAAUAAUCAAGUAUGCAAGUCUAGAAUUGGUUAAAAUGUAUUAAGUUUUGGCUUCAGGUGUUGCGUUUGUGUUACGGUGCUCUCGAGGAGUUCCACUAACUUCAUUUAAAUUUUUUGCCUGUUUUUCUCGUUCUGUCUCCGAGCGUUCGUGCUAAAAAUGGUGAAUUUUGCAAGCAUAUUAUAUGUGUGUCUUUAUGUUUGAUUUUGUUCCCUUUUUCCCCAGUUUGAUCAAGAACAUUUGAAUUAAUGUUAAUUUUUACAUUUAAAUUGUAUAUGUUUGUGCAAUGUUAUUUAAAAGAAAAUAAACUAAACUGGAGCUAA
Molecule: messenger RNA, 4241 nt
Organism: Clarias gariepinus (North African catfish)
Lineage: Eukaryota; Metazoa; Chordata; Actinopteri; Siluriformes; Clariidae
Gene: sfmbt1
Product: Scm like with four mbt domains 1
Exons: 21
Coding region: 115-2715 (866 amino acids)
Biological process (GO): regulation of DNA-templated transcription
Cellular component (GO): nucleus
Molecular function (GO): histone binding; transcription corepressor activity
Source: RefSeq, a predicted model, not a curated record